This is a messenger RNA of Notolabrus celidotus (New Zealand spotty), 3172 nucleotides long. It is a transcript of the gene ccdc57, whose product is annotated as coiled-coil domain containing 57. The record is from RefSeq and is a predicted model, not a curated record. The coding region runs from base 206 to 2995 and encodes 929 amino acids. NCBI's taxonomy places the organism in Eukaryota, Metazoa, Chordata, Actinopteri, Labriformes, Labridae. The transcript is spliced from 20 exons.
AUGACAGACGGACGGUUGUCACGGAAACCACUUUCUUCGAGCUGAGUUUUGUCUGCUUCUGCUCCUGUUAUGAUGUUUCCAGCAACAAGUUAACUUCUGAAGUCGCUUCAUGUCGUGUUGACUGUAAAGUAUGAAGACUAAAGAGUCCUCACGGGGCUAACUGAUCCGGAACCCUCCGAGUGAGACCAGAACCGUCUCCUUGACGAUGGUGUAUCUCAGCUCCAUCAUGGAUUUGCAUGGACAUACUGAACUGGGAGACCUGGAGGACCGGCUGGCCUGUAAAGAGAAGGAGUGGAAGGAGCUCCAGGCUGCACGGGUUCAUCAGCUGGAGAGUUCCCUGAGGAAAGCCCAGGAGGAGUGCUGCUUGCUCAGAGAGCGCCAUCGGCAGAUGAAGGAAGAUUUCAAGUUCAACCUGGGCCUCCUGGACGAGCGAGACAGGGAGCUGGAGAGAUACGAUGUGGUCACUUCCAGAGCUCUGACGGCGGAGGACAAGAGGCAGGAGGAGGUGAAGCAGCUCCGUCUGCAGGUCAGCAGGCUGGAGGAGCAGAGGACCAGAGAGACGGAGCAGUGGCUGGAGGAGCUGAGUGAGAGUCAGCACAGUGCUGCUCAGUACAGACUGAAGCUGGAGGAGCUCAAGCUCUCCAUGGCUGGGGAAAUUCAGAAGCGAACAGAGGAGAAUGAGCGGAUGAAAUUGGAUUUGCAGUGCAGGAUACGUGAGGUGGAAGGAGAGCUGACUGAACAGAGACAGGAGAUGACUGCAGCUUUUGACUGUGAGCUCAAACAGCAAGAACACAAGUUCAACAUGAGGAUGGACGAGAUGCGCGCCAUAGUUCUGUCUCAUGAUCUCAGGGAGAAGCUGCUCUCUAAAGAGGUUGAAGUUCACAGUCAGGUUCAGCUACAGACUGGAGAAGCUCUAAAAGCCUCUCAGGAGCUCUGUCAACAGAUUCAGACUCAGCUGCAGCACAAAGAGCAGCAGAUCAGAGACCUCAGCUCAGUCCAGGACUGCAGGAUAAAGGAGAUUGAAGAGGAGCUAAAACUGAAGGAUACUAGAUUGAAGAAGGAGGAGGAAGACCACAUGAAGAAAUACGAGGAUGUGAUCCGGGCUCUGAGGGACUGUGAAACACAGCUGGAGGCUCAGCGUCAGGCUCACACGGACCAGCUGCAGAAGGCUGAGAAACACAUUGUCAAACUACAGGAGGACAUGAAGGUUCAGACUUCACAGGGACGCCAAGCGCAGAGAGAUCAGCAGCGGGCCAUGGAGCAGAAAGACGAGACAAUCAUCCGACAUCACACAGAGGUGGAAAGAAUCCGGACCGGCUGGGAGGAGUACGUCUCUCACGUCUCCAGUGAGAUGGUCGUCAAAGAUACCGAGAUGAUCGCACUGAAGGAGAGAGAAAUCAAGUUGAAGACUGAGCUGGAGAGAAGCAGGGAGGAGAUGGAGGGGUACAAGCAGCAGCUGAGCGCUGGUCUGCAGAGGGAGCGGGCUCUCGAGCAGAAGCGAGUCCAGGGGCAGCUGGAGUGGCAGAGACGCUGUGAGGACGUGAAGGCUGAACUCUACCUCGCCAACGAGCAGCUGAUACGAGACCUGACCCAGGCCAGAGACCAGGCUCAAGCAGAGCUAACAGAGAAAGAACAGGAGCUGCAGGACUUGACUGUCUUACUACGUUCUGUUAAAACAGAGAGGGACCAGGCUUUACAGGGUCUCACACCAAAGGUAGAUUAUCUGGCAUCAGAGGAGAUCCGUCGUCUUCAGGAGCAGAGCGGCGUUCUGAGGGCUGUGGUGAACCAGAUGAGGAAGGACAUGGAGUGUCUCAGCCACCUCCCUCUUCCUCUCCAUCCCCAGGCCCAGCCACAGACCUCCUCUCCUCAGCACCCCACUGACUCCAGUAACACUCAGGUGGACCCUGAACCACCAGCCAAGGUCCCCCCAGCAGGCUACUCUGAAGCUCUGGAGCAGGAAGUGUCCCUGCUGAAGGCUCGGUGCAGGCACCUCAAGGAGCAGCUAGAAGGCGCUACAGGGCAGCCCGGCCCUGCAGACAAACCCACAGAGGACCUGCCAUCUGUGGGCUCAGACAGUAGACAGCUACAGGGACCUGAGCAAGGUGGCAGCUGUCUGGAGAAAUGUGCCAACACCUCUGCUAUAGAGAAGCAGGGAGUCAGAGUGUCACACGGGGAGUCUGCUCUCAUCAGCAUCACGGCACAGAGUGCUCUGGUACAAAAGCUUCAAGAGGAGAACCUGCGUUUGCGUCAGCAGCAGCAGCAGACCUCAGCCCUGAUGUCUGGUGGUCUGUUUGAUAAAAGAGACCCUGCUCACUUACACAGCAGACUGAAGCAGGCAGCGCUGUGCAUCACCCGUCUGAGCACGGAGAGGCAGCAGCUGAUAAAGAUGGGAAACCGCCUCCGUGCCCAGAUCACCACCGCUGGACUACAGGAAUCAGCAGAGCCACAGAGAGACUCCUCUGCAGAGACACAAGGAGACCAACAAGGCCGACUGUGUGCUCUGGAACAGCUUCAGUACCAGCUCACCACACAGGAGCUGCAGUACGCGCUGAGGCUGAGAGAUCAUUCUGUUUCUGAACAACCAGUCCCUGUAGCCAAAAGCCGAGGUCCUGCAGUGGAGGGGGCUACCAACCCAUGGACCCAGGGACACAAAACCCCGGACAGGCCUGAGCCUCUCUCAGGUUUAUCCCGGUCUCUGUUGUCAUCAGAGGAGUCACUGCGGUCACUCAAAGAACUGUGGGAAAAACUGGACCAGGGACUCAGUCCAUCUACUUUCUCGGAAGGUGAACUGAGCAGGAGGGAGGGGGCUGAAGGUGGUGCUGGAGGCCAGAUGACGAUGCAGGGUGUCAGUGCUCCCAUCCAUAGCCUGCCUCUAGCUGAGGGCAAGCAGAAGAGGAAUACCUCUGCAGCUCCAUCCAACAUAAACAAGACCAGACCGAAACCUGGAGCCCCUGGAGGGACCGGCAAGAUCAGGAAUUACAACAUGAAAGACUGAACUACACACAUGCUGACAAUCCAUCAGUAUCCAUCAAUAUUGGAGAUGUUUAAAUGAUUUUAUCUCAGAUCAGAAAAAAAUCAGCUCUAUCAGUUUCCCUCCGACUCUUAAGAUCUGUGAUGAUGUCAUUCUGCUGUUUAAUGUUGUAAUAUGUGUAAACAUUGGAAAUAUGACAAA